Molecule: messenger RNA, 831 nt
Organism: Nicotiana tabacum (common tobacco)
Lineage: Eukaryota; Viridiplantae; Streptophyta; Magnoliopsida; Solanales; Solanaceae
Product: 12-oxophytodienoate reductase-like protein
Molecular function (GO): FMN binding; oxidoreductase activity
Source: RefSeq, a predicted model, not a curated record
AUUUUGCGAGCUUGCCUAUAAAUUUGGAUACUUGCAACUUUUUAAGAGGCAAAUAGGGAAAAAAAGAUCAAAGUUGAGAUUUGAGAGUUUAGAGAUGGCAGCAAACUCCACCCCAGUUCCUCUCCUUACUCCUUACAAAAUGGGGAGAUUCGAGCUCUCUCAUAGAGCAGUGAUGCCACCAAUGACAAGGAACAGAUCAUACAAUAAUACUCCACAACCACAUGCUAUUGAAUAUUAUGCUCAAAGAGCUAGUGAGGGGGGUUUUCUCAUUUCUGAAUCAGCUAGUGCCUCUGAUAUCUCCAAAAGGUCCCCAAAUAUGCCUGGAAUUUGGACAGAAGAUCAAAAAGAGGCUUGGAAACCUAUUGUUGACUCAGUUCAUGGUAAAGGUUGUAUCUUCUUCUGUCAAAUUUGGCAUCCAGGGCGCCUGUCCGACUCAAACCUCAACAAUUUCAUUUUUGGUUAGGGUUUUGUUGCAGGUAAUAAAUUUUUUAACUUGAAUUUCAUAGUUGAGGGUAUUGAUAUAAUCUCUUUAUAUGGUCUUAAAUAAUCAGCACAUCUUCAGCAAGAAUUGUGGUACCUAAUGUUGUAGCAUGUUAUGUUAUCCACGCUCCAGAUAUCCAAACUUUUUGGUGGCGGGAUAGGGUGGGGAAGUGCUAGCUAGAGUUCUCCCGCAUUGGUUAAGGAUAAGUUGUGUAGUCUUUUUGUAUAAUCUCGAACAAUCUUCACCUCUUCAACUUGUUCUUGUGAUUGUGUAGCACCUGAUGAUAGUGUGUACGCCAAACCGACACCAAGGCAACUAAGCGCUAAUGAAAUCCCUUUCAUUGUCGAUGA